AUGACAGAUGAAGAACAGAAUAGAUUCCCAAAGACUUCAAGGUUUGCAAAUAAUUCUGAUCUACCAGAUUUGCGGUUCUAUAACCAUGUGAAAGACAAUAAGCAAGUUUUGGUAAAUAAUCAAUUGAAUAAUAUAAAUUACAAUCCGUUUAAUUCUCCUCAACAGAAGACCAAAGCUAAUUUUCCUAUUGACUUCUUUCAUUUACAGAAUAAGAUCACUCUCUCAGAUAUUCCAUUGACAGACUCCAUUCCCAUUUUUCAACUCAAUGAUGCUCAGUUUCAAGAUCCUAUAAAAUUUAUUGACAGCGUCCAUGAAAUGGGAGCGAAAUAUGGCGCUAUUAAACUUGUUAUACCAGAGAAUACCGAAAACUCAUUCAAAUCAAAUUUUCAAAUUAACUCAGACUUAUUCUGGUUUCAAACAAACAAGUUAUUGAAUAAUUCGUCGAAUAACGAAUUAGAAAAUAGAUUGAAAUUUCAUCAAGAAUUAAUAGAAUUUCAUUUGAAGCAUAAAAAGGAAGAUAAUUCAGCAGGAGCUCUGAAAACAGGAGCCUCAACAACGGAAGUACCAACAGCAGAAGUACCAAGAGCAGAAGUUCCAGCAGCAGAAGUUCCAACAGCAGAAGUACCAGCAACAGAAGUACCAGCAAAAGAAGUACCAGCAACAGAAGCGCCGCUUGAUAAUGUGGAACCUGCGAAAGAAUUGCUAGGACCUCCAACUCCUCAUAUCUUACGUACAGACACACCUGAUUCAAAUCCGAAUACUAAGGAUUCCACACCUACUCCUCUCAACGAAUCCAAAAAACCUAAGCCGAAUCUACCUUCCUUCUUAAAUAAAUUGCCUAUGAUUGACAAAAGACCGUUGGAUUUGUACAAACUAUUCAGAUCCGUGUUAAUUAGAGGGGGCUUUAUUGAAGUUGUAAAUAAAAAAUUAUGGGCGCAAAUAGGCAGAGAGUUAGGUUACAAAGGAAAAAUUAUGACGAGUCUAAGUAGCUCUUUGAAGUCUUCAUAUUUAAAGAUUUUAUAUCCUUUUGAAAUGGCUUUGAAUAAUAGAAAGUAUGAAUUAGUUGGGAUCGUCGCUCCAACAGAAGAAUCAGCUACGGCAGUAAAUAACGUGAGGAUAGAGAAUUCUGAUCACCUGAAGAGUGAUAUUUCGAAAUUGGAUGAUGAUGUUCCUUUAAUAAUUGGCUCUUCUAAAGACUUCAAAAGAUCGAUUAAAUUGAAAUCAGCAAAAGGGUUUUUACUUAAUUCCCCCCAUCUCAUAGACGUCAAACAGCCCAAUACAUUUAUAAGCAAAGGAAUCGGCGAAGGAGAAAUUGAUACUACUAAGAAACGUAAGAAAAAUUCAGGUGAAUCAGCUACUACACCAAUAACUCCUGCUUCUCAAAUAAACCACGGUCUAAAAUCCAUUAUAAAUAAUCACUCCGUAUAUCAAGAUGAUUCUCGAUUGGCUUUAAACGGAAAAUCUGCAUCUAUCUAUAACCUUAGACAAUUUAUGGAGAAGGAUUUGAAAUUUCAGGAGUACAUAAUUCAGCAAAACAAAAGCUAUUUUAAUAAGGUCAAUGUGAAUUCGAACGAUAAAUUUUUUUACCAAUUCAAUGAUCAAAAUAUUUCUGUGAUGGAGAGAAAUAUAAUAAAUUUAGAUAAAUUCGAGAAAUUGUAUUGGUCUUUUACAAUGAAUAGGAAAUUCAAGGAGAAUGGUAAUAAUAGUGAUAAUAAAGACAGUGAUAUAUGGAAUGAUGGCCUAGAGCUUGAAAAUGGUACUAACUUACCUUCAUUUAUUAACGGCUCUGGUUUUGCUAGAAUUGGGGAUGAUCUUAUUAACCACAAGAAUCAUUUGACUAGUGUGAAUGUUAAUAACGUCAAUUCUACGAAUAAUAUAAAUGGUUCUAAUACCGCGAAUAAUUCUGCUUCAAAGCAUAGUACUCCUACAAAUAAUAUUGAAACUAAUACGUAUAAUUCACCCGACUAUAUUAAUAACUUGAUAAAGACAUCAUUAAAUCCUUGGAACUUACAUAAUUUACCAAUUUUACCAAAUUCAUUGUUAGGUGGCUUAUCAGAAAGUGAUUUGAAUAACCAAGACCUUAUCAAUCCAACCUUAAGUAUUGGCAUGACAUUUAGUACUGAAAACUGGAAAUGUGAAGAUCAUUUUACACAGCUCUGUAAUUACCAAUUUUUUGGAAGUUAUAAAAAAUGGUAUUUUAUACCUGAGCUGGACUUUGAGAAGUUUGAACAAUUAGUCAAAGAAGUCAACAAUGAGAAUAAGGAAAGAGUUAAUAUAAAUAACGAUGACUGGAAUAUAGAGGAAUUAUUGAAAUACUUCAAUCACGGUGAAGAUACGACAAAUAUAGAAUAUGAAUCAUUAUUAAAUUCGUUAGAAAACAUGAUAAAUCCCUCGCCAGAUUAUAAUAAUUCAAGAAUGCAACAUACCAAUCCUUUGUUUCAAAAGAUCAUAGAUUACAGAAAUCAAAGAAGAGAAAAACUAAAUUACAAUCAAGAAUUUAUGAUAACCCCCGCGUUGUUAGAACAGAGAGGAAUACGUUUUACCACGACAAUUCAAAAGCCUGGUGAAUUUAUCAUUAAAUUUCCCAAGACUUAUUCUUCCACUAUAUCAUUUGGCUUAAAUUUGAGCGAGGAGGUCAAUUUUGCUACUAAAAAUUGGCUAAAUUAUGCACUUGAAGGUGAAAAAUGGCUAAAUAAGCAAUCAAUAUUGCCAAAUUUCCUGAUAUUCAAACUAUUAAUAAACCUAGCCCAGUUAUAUGAGUCCGGAAAUAAUAAUGUCUUUUUUAACUCCGAUAUAUACGAGCAAAGUUUACAUAUGUACAGUUCGUUGUACAAACAAGAAUUGAAGUUGCGGGAUAGAGUACGAAAAAAGUUUACCCAUAUAAGAGAACUUGUUAUUGAUGACAAAACAUUCGGUGAUAUAGACUCUACCGCCGAUGAUGACUUGGCGAGCACUUUCCCUUCAAAAAUUGUUUUGACAGAUGUGAAAUUAAAGCAGACAUUUAUUCUUUCGUUGCCUAGAUUCUUAGAAUACGUUGAGUUGAGUGAGCUUGAAAAUGACUAUGAUAUUAAAAGUGUCCCAAAAUUGAUAGGGAAUCCUCAUUUGAAGAUUGAAUUGCAUUUGUUUUACUCAGAUGAUAAGUUGAAAUCAUUUUACAGAAUACUCAACACCUAUUCUAUUGACUAUGAUGAAUGGAUGCAAAAUUACGAAAGAUUAAUGAAUGAAAAUUCAGAACUUUCCUUGAGAGUGUACAAAAGUUUACUUAUUGAUGGUGAAAAGAUCUAUUUAGCCUUAUCUUCCUCAAAUUUUUUUCAUGUAUUCAAUAAGCCGAAUAAUGAACCGGAGGAUUAUGAAACGAUUAAGUUAAAUACUUUCAAAAAUUAUAUUGAAAAUCUAAGGUCAUUUAUGAACGAUGCGAAUGACUUUAUUGAAGAAUGUCAGAGUAUUUUAUCCAUAAAACACCAACAACGUAUUAGAAAUGGUAAUGCUAAUAAUGAUUUUCAAAGACCUAAUGGUGAUGUUCUUGCAAGGUUAAUAAAAUUAUUUGAUAAAAUUCCAACUCUAAAUUUCUCAUGCUCUGAGACUGAACAAAUUUUAGAGUUUAAGGUUGAAAUCGAGAAUUUUGAUAGAGCUUGUCGUCUUCUUAUUUCGAAACCCAAACAAAGCAACUCAUUACAGGAAUUCAAUGACUUGAUCAACCUUGGACAAUCAUUUGGAAUUGAACUACCCGCUUUAACUUUUUUGAUUAGAUUAAGAGAUAGGUUGCAAUGGGUAGAUACAUACGAUAAGAUUCUUAAAGGAGGUGAUCCUUAUAGUGAUAAAAAGGAGAUUUUUUCAUUGCAAGAUUUAAAAAAUUUCAGGGACGUAGGAAUUAAUCUACUCGGAAGAAGAGACAUUGAAAAGAUCAAAUUAAUUGAUUAUAUUAUAAAUAAAAGUGAAGAAAUGAACGGUAGGUUGAUUGAGUUCUUAAGUUUUGAUUAUGUGGAAUCGGUCUCGUUCGAGACAUUGGAUAGAAUACUUACUGAACUUGAGAAUAAAUCUAAAGCUCAAGGGGAAGACCGGAUAUUUGUUUAUCUCGAUAAUUACGAAAAGCUUAUAAGCUUGAAACAGAAUAGUCAACUUGUGGAACAAUUUAUAGAUUUCAAAGAUACUUUAGCAUCCAAUGGUAAGUUUACUAUACAAGAAAUAAAACAAUUACAAACAUCUAUCAUUGAAUCUGGAUUGAAAUUUCAAAUGGGGCUACUCGAUAGUCAUUUAUCAAAUGCAGAAGAUUGGGUUUCAAAAGUUUGGAAGAUUUUCAAGGACAUAAAGAUUAUAACUGUACUUAAUAGAGAAGUUAACUCUACAGAUGGUAUAAAUCCUAAACUCAACAUCAACGAUUCCUUAAUGGAGAAGAUAGAACAGGUUAUUAAUAAAAAUGAGUUUAGUUUAUCAUUAAAGUCAGACUCUUAUUCAAAGUCAUCAUCUCAUAUUCAUUAUAAAGAAGAAAGUGACCCAUUAGAGAAUUCAGAUCAGCAACAGAUAUAUUGCUCAUGCCGUGAAUUUGAAUUUGGAACAAUGAUAGAAUGCGAUAAAUGUAAGGAAUGGUAUCAUACUCAGUGUGUCAAUGAGCCUGCGUUGGAGUCUGACAAUAAUAAUGAUGAUAACUACUCCUGUCCAAUUUGUAAAUUGAUUGACUCCGGUAUCUUUACUGAUCACUUUUUGACAAAACAAGUAACGUACAGACAACUUCUUGCAUUAGUAGUAGAAGGAAAACAACUAAAUGUGUUUCCAAUCAACGAGUUAACUAAAUUGGAACAACUAUCCAAUUUCGUCACAGAUUACUUUAAAGAUUUGAACCUUGAAAUCGAUAAGGUAAAGCAAAGUGACGAACAGCUUGCAAACAAAAUCGAUUAUUUAAGAUUCUUCUUGAGAAAGGUUUAUGGUGCUGGUAUUCUAAUUGAAGAACUGCUCACCGACUUAUUGAGUACCAUUAGGAAGUAUGAAUAUGAUUUGUCGAUCUUAAAUCCGAUUUCGACACCUGUUGGCCAUGAACCUAAUAAUCAAGUCCCAUUGGAUAAAGCUUUAGAUUCUACAAAAGUAGUAGGGCCUGGAAAUCCAACACAUUUGCUGAACAACGAUCAACCUUACAUGCCAGAUACGAGUUUGCAUGAAUCAUUUCCAAAUAUAAAGUCAGAAAUAACUUCUUCUGCGAAUAUAUUGAGUACUCAUCCUAACUUCAACCAAGGAAACGAAUCCCAAAACCCAAAAUUUAAAACAAUAGAUGUUGAUAUAAAUGCUUCCAUUGGACUCAAAGAUGACCUGGAAUUAUCAGCAACUGAAAAAAAUACGAAUGUUACAACGUUAAAUAGUAAACCUUCAAACGCACAAAAUACGGAGAGAACUGCAGAUUUUGUCAUGGAUAAAGAUAAUAACCUAGAACCUGCAAAUCAGAUUAUUUCAGAAGAAAGCGAACCGAAAUACCCUCUACCUAUGAAUGCAGAGCCAGAAGAGCUAAUUCCGUUUCUAGCUACUCAGAUAGAACCAAAAUCAAAUGAAAGUAAUAUUGGUACGCCUGUCAUUAAAGAGAAUGAUACGCAAAGUAUAACAGCAGAAGGCAUAAUCAAUGAACUUGCAAAUCUGAACAUAGAUAAUCAAGAGUAA
Molecule: messenger RNA, 5643 nt
Organism: Debaryomyces fabryi
Lineage: Eukaryota; Fungi; Ascomycota; Pichiomycetes; Serinales; Debaryomycetaceae
Exons: 1
Coding region: 1-5643 (1880 amino acids)
Biological process (GO): chromatin remodeling
Cellular component (GO): nucleus
Molecular function (GO): histone demethylase activity; DNA binding
Source: RefSeq, a predicted model, not a curated record